CGGGCAGAGGCGAGUUAGGACGCAGCCGGUCGUACGGGCGCGCAGCAUUCUGGGAAGUGUAGUCUGGCCCGGACUCGGACACCCCCUUCGGAUGAAUGGGGCCCCGCUGACAGCUAACUACAGCUCCUCGCCGGCAGCGUUGGUGGCGGCUGCUGGGAAAAGGGAGACCGCGACGGCCCCGGGAGAGCAGCACUGCGGGACGGUGGUGAUGUUCAGUGCCGCGGCGAGGCGGCAGCCGGGUUUCCUGGGGUAGCAGUCUAGGCGGGCGCUUCCUCUGCGCGCUUGCUCCCCUUACCCUGCCCCGGCCAUGCGCCCGGCCUUCGCGGUGGGCCUGGUUUUCGCAGGCUGCUGCAGUAACGUGAUCUUCCUAGAGCUCCUGGCCCGGAAGCAUCCAGGAUGCGGGAACAUUGUGACGUUUGCACAAUUUUUAUUUAUCGCUGUGGAAGGCUUCCUCUUUGAAGCUGAUUUGGGAAGGAAGCAUCCAGUUAUCCCAAUAAGGUACUAUGCCGUAAUGGUGACCAUGUUCUUCACCGUCAGCGUGGUGAACAACUACGCCCUGAAUCUCAACAUCGCCAUGCCCCUGCACAUGAUAUUUAGAUCUGGUUCUCUAAUUGCCAACAUGAUUCUAGGAAUUAUCAUUUUGAAGAAAAGAUACAGUGUAUUCAAAUAUACCUCCAUUGCCCUGGUGUCUGUGGGGAUAUUUAUUUGCACUUUCAUGUCAGCAAAGCAGGUGACUUCCCAGUCCAGCUCGAGUGAGAAUGAUGGAUUCCAGGCAUUUGCAUGGUGGUUGCUAGGUAUUGGGGCACUGACUUUCGCUCUUCUGAUGUCAGCAAGGAUGGGUAUUUUCCAAGAGACUCUGUACAAACAAUUUGGGAAACACUCCAAGGAGGCUUUGUUUUAUAACCAUGCCCUUCCACUUCCUGGUUUCAUCUUCUUGGCUUCUGACAUUUAUGACCAUGCAGUUCUAUUCAAUAAUUCUGAAUUAUAUCAGGUUCCAGUGGUUGGUGUGAUAGUGCCCAUCAUGUGGUUCUACCUCCUCAUGAAUGUCAUCACCCAGUACGUGUGCAUCUGGGGCGUCUUCAUCCUGACCACAGAAUGCGCCUCCCUCACCGUCACCCUCGUCGUGACUCUACGCAAGUUUGUGAGCCUCAUCUUUUCCAUCUUGUACUUCCAGAACCCUUUCACUCUGUGGCAUUGGCUGGGCACCUUGUUUGUCUUCACUGGGACCCUAAUGUACACAGAGGUGUGGAACAACCUGGGAACCACCAAAGGCCAGCCUCAGAAGGAGGCCAAGAAGAACUGAGGCCUUCCUGGAGCAGAGAGACCAGAGGCUAGUGAGCCAGGGUCUGGCCACCAUUUCACCUUGGUUAAUGCUGAAUCACCCCCCAUGUGCCAGAGAAUCCUCAGAGGGACGGACUUCUCAGAUUUCUCAUGACUAUACAGACCAACAUUUGUGGACCCUGAAUAGAAGCCCCCAACCCUGAAAUAGGAAAAAAGAACAGUUCUCCACUAUUGAACAGCCUUUCCAUUUGUUGUUGUUUCUACCAAAAUUUCAGCACUGUACUUGCUUAUUGAAAUCUGAGUCCCCAGAGCUACUAGUUUUACAUCCACGGUCUUGGACAAGAUUUUCCCUGUCCUGAUGAUUCUCUGCUGUAACAGCCUUUAUCCUCCUGUGGCCUUUCCCCUUGUUCCAUCACCCUGCCACCCACAGCAGCACUUUUCAGGCAGACGCUCCAGGCACCUCCCCCCCGCCACCAACCAGGAACAACUGAGUGGCCGGGUGAACCGAGGCACCGGUGAUGCUGGGGCUGGGCUUUCUCCUGUGUGUUGGGAAAGCAGCAGGUGCCCCUGUGCCCUCUGGUGACCCUGGGGCAGGACUGGUGGGAAUCCUUUCCCACAUUUUUCCUUUUUUUGUUUCUAUGCAAAAGUCAUAUGCUUUCACACCUUUUGCUUUCUGUACCUAGAACAAAGCUGCCGCAUCUCUGUAUGGCACUGUUAAUAAGAAAGAAAGGUUGUGUUUGAA
Balaenoptera acutorostrata (minke whale) is the source of this 2023-nucleotide messenger RNA. It is a transcript of the gene SLC35B4, whose product is annotated as solute carrier family 35 member B4. The transcript is spliced from 10 exons. Gene Ontology annotation, biological process: transmembrane transport. Gene Ontology annotation, cellular component: endoplasmic reticulum membrane; Golgi membrane. The coding region runs from base 308 to 1303 and encodes 331 amino acids. NCBI's taxonomy places the organism in Eukaryota, Metazoa, Chordata, Mammalia, Artiodactyla, Balaenopteridae. The record is from RefSeq and is a predicted model, not a curated record. Gene Ontology annotation, molecular function: UDP-N-acetylglucosamine transmembrane transporter activity; UDP-xylose transmembrane transporter activity.